This is a messenger RNA of Mytilus trossulus (common blue mussel), 1748 nucleotides long. Its product is annotated as trichohyalin-like. NCBI's taxonomy places the organism in Eukaryota, Metazoa, Mollusca, Bivalvia, Mytilida, Mytilidae. The transcript is spliced from 5 exons. The record is from RefSeq and is a predicted model, not a curated record. Bases 73 to 1689 code for a protein of 538 amino acids.
GCGAGUGAAGAGGAAAGAGUACCUUUCUUUGGAAAUGCCAGAACCAAAGAGUUUGAGAGACUUACUGCAACAAUGAAAGAACAAAACGCUGCAGCAGAGAACACAGAAACAGCGAGUGAAGAGGAAAGAGAAGCUUUCUUUGGAAAUGCCAGAACCAAAGAGAUUGAGAGACUUACUGCAACAAUGAAAGAACAAAAUGCUGAAGCAGAGAACACAGGAACAGCGAGUGAAGAGGAAAGAAAAGCUUUCUUUGAAAAUGCCAGAGCCAAAGAGUUUGAGAGACUAACUGCAACAAUGACAGAACAAAAUGCUGAAGCAGAAAACACAGAAACAGCAAGUGAAGAGGAAAGAAGUGCUUUCUUUGGAAAUGCCAGAACAAAAGAGUUUGAGAGACUUACUGCAACAAUGAAAGAACAAAAUGCUGAAGCAGAGAACACAGAAACAGCGAGUGAAGAGGAAAGAAUUGCUUUCUUCGGAAAUGCAAGAACCAAAGAGUUUGAAAGACUUACUGCAACAAUGAAAGAACAAAAUACUGAAGCAGAGAACACAGAAACAGCGAGUGAUGAGGAAAUAAUUGCUUUCUUUGGAGAAGCCAGACUUAAAGAGCUUGAUAGACUUACGUCAACACUGAACACACAAGUCGACAAAGUAGAGAAUCGGGACGUUCAAGUCAAACCAAAGAUAAUUAUUACAGAGGAGAUUUUGAACAAUCAGAUAAAAACAAAGACACAAACAGGAGAAACAGCUAGUGAGAAGGACCGUGAAUCGUUCUUCCAAUCGGUUUUGGAUGCAGAGCGACAAAAACUUGUUGACGCAUUCGAAAGAGAGAAAAAAUGGAAAGAAGAAAGAGACGAGAGACGAGAGAAAAAAAGACAGGAACAGAUCAGAAAGAUGUUUGAGGAGUUUCAUAAACCAACAGUCUGUCCAUUAUCGACCUCAUAUGAACCAGUUCCAUCAAAAGAGCAGUACCAUCUGUAUCCAAGCAGUAGCAAUACUGAAUACAACAUAAUGCUGAAAUCCUCAGUCUCCAAACUUCACGAAAGAGUGAAAGCUUUCACCGAAGAACAAAAAGAUCUCCAGCGAAAACUUGAACUAUCACAUGCCAUAAAAUCCAGAGCUGAUACAGAUGAAAAUAAAGAAAAAAGACCCAUCAGCAUAAGAACAAGAAGUGAUGGAGAAAUACUUAAGACCGACAGAACUAAUGACGUAAAGAGAACAGGCUCUGUCAGACGAUUUGUAAGCAGGAUAUUUAAGAGAAGCAAAUCAACGACAACUGAUUUAAGUUCUAAGCCGGUAGACCCAGAAGAAUUAAAGCUAGAUCUAUUAUUGUUGGACGUGAACAAAGAGAAAGACCGUGAAGAGGAAGACCAACCAGAUACUGCAAGAACAUCAAACAGUGAAUGGUACACACUCAGUGAUACUGAAGAACCACCCAGACCAAGACUUAAGCCAUUUUUUACUCCACAAAAAGAAACACAUGAGACAACAAUAUCAAAGUCCACAAGUCAUAAAGUUGCUGAAUCAAUGAACCAGUUUCUGCUCAAUGAAACAACCAAAUCAGAUCCGACUGAAAUACCAGUUCACAGAGGUUCUAUCGGUAGAUUUCAGCGUUUUAAGAAACAGUUUAAACGACUUUUCUGCUGCUGCUGUAGCCAUAAUAUUGAAGACAGGGAUACAGUUUGUUCUUGAUUAUUAUGAGAUUUUGAUUUUUUUUGUUCACUUAUUUAUUUGUUCAUCUUUUCUUUUGU